UUUCUGAAGCCACAUCUGAUUGCAAUGCUGUCAUCCAGAAGGAAUCGGCAGCUAUUCGUACUAGUUUUAAGGAAGAAAAUAAUGACGCUCGUCAUUCGAAUGUGGCUAAAUUACUUUAUAUACACAUGCUGGGUUAUCCAGCCCACUUUGGCCAAAUCGAAUGCUUAAAAUUAGUAGCAUCAAAUCGAUUUGCGGAUAAAAGACUGGGUUAUCUAGGAAUCAUGCUUUUAUUGGAUGAAAACCAAGAAGUGCUAACCGAUAUGAACCAUUCCAAUAUGUAUAUUGUUGGUUUAGCAUUAUGCACUUUAGGAAAUAUAUCGUCUCCUGAAAUGGCGCGUGAUUUAUGUGCAGAAGUUGAAAAACUACUAGGCAGUUCCAAUGCAUAUAUCCGGAAAAAGGUUAAAAUCUUGAGGCUCUUGCGAAUUCUAGGUAAAGGAGAUGCUGAAGCAAGUGAAGCAAUGAACGAUAUUCUUGCUCAGGUUCGUAUUUAUAACAUCAAUUUAGUUAUUCAGCUUCAAUUGUUGAACGAUUCCUUUAUUGGUGUAUUUAUAGAUACAAACGCAGUUCAACGUCAUAGAAACAUCAUCCUCGACUGUUUGCGAGAUGGCGAUAUUUCCAUACGACGUCGCGCAUUGGAGCUUUCAUUUGCAUUAAUUAAUGAAUCAAAUGUUAGAGUGUUAACACGUGAGUUAUUGGCCUUCUUGGAAGCUGGAAAUUACGUUCGUGAGGAAAUUUUAUCAAAUUUUAUUCGCCUAAUUGCACAGACGACCGAAUUAAAUGCAUACACAGCCCAAAAAUUGUAUUCGGCAUUGAAAUCUGACAUUUCACAAGAAUCACUAACUUUAGCUGGUGUAUGGGUAAUUGGAGAAUACGGUGAUAUAUUGAUAAAAGGCGGCAACUUUGAAGAAGAAGAACUUGUCAAAGAGGUUACUGAAUCGGAUGUUAUUGAUCUCCUGGAAUUAAUUCUCGCUGGACCUUACGCUAACCAAGUAACCCGGGAAUAUGUUCUUACCGCACUUAUGAAACUGACUUCGCGAUUCACGUCAACAUCGUCCGUUCAGCGUAUCCAAGCUUAUAUUGAAAGAUAUAAUACCAGCAUUGAAGUAGAAAUUCAACAACGUGCUGUUGAAUAUGGCAACUUAUUUAAAGUAGAAACGAUCCGGCCGGCAGUUUUGGAGCGAAUGCCGAUUCCUGAAGUCAAGGAAGAGGUUAUUCGACCAAAUGACAUUGGUGCUAAGAAUUCAAACGGUGGCGUAGAAACACUUGUAGAUUUUGGCGGAAAUGAUUCAACCCAAUCUAAAAAGCAUGCACCUGAAAGCAAUAAAACUACUGUAGACAUUCUGGCUGACAUAUUCGGUAGUGGAUCUGCAGAAACAACUACCCCUACAGCUGUCGUACCACAAGAUGCAAAAAAUGAUAUCAUGAAUCUAUUCACCUCUGAAUCGACAACCACUCCAGUCACACCUGUACAAAAUUCACAACAAACAAAUCCUUUAGAUAGCUUGGGUUUAUUAGGACUUGGAGGAUCCGAAGUUUCAUCUCAACCUUCGACUACAACUACAGAUCAAUACGUAGCGUAUAAUAAAAAUGGAUUUAAAAUUAGUUUAACCCCUUCUAAAGACCCAAGCAACCCUAAUAUUCUCAACAUCGAAGUUACUUUUCACAAUAUCGGUGUAGGUGCAACAGUACAAAACCUUUUAUUCCAGGCGGCCGUUCCAAAGACUCAGAAACUACAAAUGCAACCACCUUCAUCGACAACCAUUUUACCUGGUGCUACAACACAACAAAUAAUUCGUGUUGCCAAUCCUCAAAAGGAAGCUUUGGAAGUCCAGCAAUUUCACGAAAGAAAUUUACUUGACUUAGAAUUAGAAACUGUUAAAAAGGAGUCAUCUCCGAUAUCUAACGAAUGUUCAAGUCAACCUUCAGAAUCAAAAUUAUUGAGUGCUAUUCCGACGUCAAAUAUGAAUACAAAUAAAGAUACUAUAUUAACUUACACGCGUACAAAAUACAUCGGUCGUGGUGGUAGCAGCAAAGUAUAUAAGGUCAUAGAUUCGAAUUCUCAAGUUUUUGCCCUGAAAAAGGUCUCAACUAAGAAGGUGGACGAACAGACUAUUAAAGGCUAUCAAAAUGAAGUUGAGUUAUUGCAAAAGCUAGCUGGAAGAGAUCGUAUAAUAAAAUUAUAUGAUCACGAGGUUGGAACAAUAAAUUACAUGUCACCAGAAGCUAUUCAGGAUUACAAUGCUAAUAAUAAAUCUGAAGGAAAAUUAAUAAAAGUAAGCUGCAUUCUUUAUCAACUAGUUUAUGGUCAUACGCCAUUUGCCCAUCUAAACAUGUAUCAAAAAUUCAAAUGUAUUCCUGACCCCGAUUACGAUAUCGAGUUUCCUCCGACUUCCAGUUUGAUAUACAAUGCUAAUCAAGCACAUUCAGCUGAUGAAAACGAGAUUAACCAAGACGUUCCGGUUGAUGAAAAUUUGCUGAGAAUUAUGAAAAAUUGUUUGCAAAGAAAUCCUAAAGCCCGAGCCACAAUUCCAGAGUUGUUGGCUGAUCCUUUUCUUAGUGGGUCAUAUGUAAAAGUUUAUAAAGAAAAGGAAAUUGGUAAUGUUGUGGCGACUGUUUUGACUGAGCUAAAAGCAGAACGUCGCGCAAUACAGGAGCGUCAAAGGGCCGAGAAAGCUGCGCGGGCUGCUGGAAAUGCUGCAACUCCAUCCAAAAAACCCGCACAUGGAGCUGUUACUAGUACAACCGUAGGAUCUAGCUCUACUACUUCAACUGCGGCAACUGCUCCUUCUGAAACUGCUGGGCCUAUUAAAGCUAUUGACUCUAAACAAAAGAAUUCUCAAACUAAAGAGACUAAAGAAACUAACAACAAGCAAGUUGAUAUGUUUUCUCAUUUGGAAAUUCCGAAAGGUACUAACACGAGCAUGGCUACCAAAGAAAUUCAUCCUGCAAUUUUGGUGCUUGGUUUACAAUUUUCAGAAUUCAAAAUUUGUGGUGCAAAUGCCCGUUGUAUUGCAGCGCUGACAGCUUUUCAGAAAGUUAUUCAGGAUUACAAAACGCCAGAAGGUACAACUCUUUCGCGCCAUUUACCCACUCAUCUUUCCCCCCAAAUUUCUUAUCUGGUAAAUUCUCGCCCAAUGUCUGUUGGAAUGGGUAAUGCGAUCCGGCACCUCAAAUGGGAAAUAUCCACAAUAGAUAUUGAAAUGUCAGAAGAUGAAGCGAAGCAAUUAUUAUGCAAGAAAAUCGAUAACUUUAUUCGUGAUAGUAUAACGGUUGCGGAUCGUGUGAUUGUUGAAUAUGGUUUACAAAAAAUUCAGGAUGAUGACGUAAUAUUAACAUAUGCUAGAUCAUCAGUUGUGCAGGCAUUAUUAUUGGAAGCGCACGCCAAGGGAAUAAGGUUCAAAGUUAUUAUUAUCGAUUCAAGACCAAGACUUGAAGGUAAAAAACUUUUGAAUCGUCUCGUGGAUGCUGGUAUUAACUGCACAUAUGCUUUUCUUCAUGCUGUUGGAUUUGCGAUGAGGGAUGUUUCAAAAGUUUUUUUGGGAGCGCAUGCUUUCAUGUCGAAUGGUGCUCUUUAUUCGCGUGUAGGCACUGCAAUGGUCGCAAUGAUGGCAAAGGAAAAGAACAUUCCAGUUAUUAUUUGCUGUGAGACUUAUAAGUUUACAGAUAAGGUUCAAUUAGAUUCUUUUGUAAUGAAUGAACAAGGUAAUCCUAAUGAUAUGGUGAAUAUUUCUACUACCUUAACUCCAAAGCCUGGGUUGCUGUCUGAGUGGCUAAAUAAGCCAGAUCUGAAACUGUUAAAUUUAUUAUACGAUUUAACACCUUCAAAAUAUAUUACAACCGUUAUAACGGAG
Messenger RNA from Racocetra fulgida, 3851 nucleotides. The record is from the annotation of a GenBank genome assembly. NCBI's taxonomy places the organism in Eukaryota, Fungi, Glomeromycota, Glomeromycetes, Diversisporales, Gigasporaceae.